Messenger RNA from Pseudogymnoascus destructans, 527 nucleotides. RefSeq lists its product as uncharacterized. The coding region runs from base 1 to 390 and encodes 129 amino acids. The transcript has a single exon. Gene Ontology annotation, molecular function: protein binding. The record is from RefSeq and is a predicted model, not a curated record. Lineage: Eukaryota; Fungi; Ascomycota; Leotiomycetes; Thelebolales; Thelebolaceae.
AUGCCAUUGUCGUUUUUCCGAUCAGGUGGCCUCAGCGCUCACGUUGGUUCGCACCAUCGUGCGAAGGUUGCCAAGGGGGAUAAUAGUGAAGUCAAGAGGACCCUCCACGGUAUCAUCGCGCCGACAAGACAGGACGAAGUUAUUGAAACACUUUUAUCUGCUGGUGCGAACGUCAAUACGAUGGGAGCCAAAGGCCAGACCCCAUUGUUUGCUGCAAUCAUGACGAGAAAUAAAAAAGUACUUCAGCGCUUUAUGGGCAUGGGCGCAAUAUUAAAUCCAAGGGCAGCAUAUGCUACAGCUUGCUCCAGAGUUCACGGUGUAUCCGGAGAUGCACUGAUAACUGCAAUUGCGCAGGGUGACAGUGAUGUGGUCAACUGUCUUCUUAAAUGAGGCGCUGAUACAGAGGCCUUUGGCAUUGACCAUCUUCAUAAAAGGAGAGUUAACAUAGAGGCUUAUGGGAUUACUAUAAUGAUGUACGGUUACGCUCGCGUUACAUCCCACUGAGCUAAAAAGACUACAGUAUUACG